Elephantulus edwardii (Cape elephant shrew) is the source of this 357-nucleotide messenger RNA. RefSeq names its product fructose-bisphosphate aldolase A-like. The transcript is spliced from 2 exons. The record is from RefSeq and is a predicted model, not a curated record. Gene Ontology annotation, biological process: glycolytic process; fructose 1,6-bisphosphate metabolic process. NCBI's taxonomy places the organism in Eukaryota, Metazoa, Chordata, Mammalia, Macroscelidea, Macroscelididae. Gene Ontology annotation, molecular function: fructose-bisphosphate aldolase activity. Bases 1 to 357 code for a protein of 118 amino acids. Gene Ontology annotation, cellular component: cytosol.
AUGCCCUACACAUACCCUGCGCUGACCCCAGACCAGAAGAAGGAGCUCUCUGACAUCGCCCACCGCAUCGUUGCUCCGGGCAAGGGCAUCCUGGCCGCAGAUGAGUCCACCAGAGGCAUUGCCAAGCGCCUGCAGUCCAUUGGAACCAAGAACACAGAGGAGAACCGCCGCUUCUACCGCCAGCUCCUGCUGACCGCCGAUGACCGCGUGAACCCCUGCAUCGGGGGUGUCAUCCUCUUCCAUGAGACCCUCUACCAGAAGGCGGAUGAUUGGCGUCCCUUCCUCCAAGUCAUCAAAUCUAAGGGUGGUGUUGUGGGCAUCAAGGUUUCUGAAGAAAAUGUUCCAGCAUACCUGUGA